This is a messenger RNA of Ruditapes philippinarum (Manila clam), 1557 nucleotides long. Its product is annotated as putative nuclease HARBI1. The transcript is spliced from 2 exons. The coding region runs from base 131 to 1249 and encodes 372 amino acids. The record is from RefSeq and is a predicted model, not a curated record. Lineage: Eukaryota; Metazoa; Mollusca; Bivalvia; Venerida; Veneridae.
GUAUCACAGGGCGUCCUUGGGCGCUUGUUCCACGGAUUUAAUCGAGUGAGUCGUCACACGUAACUAGUGUCGAAAUGCCCUAACACCUGGAACAGGAAACAGUAUCACGGACAGGUUAAUGAUUUGAGAAAUGGAUGCUAGUAUGUUAGCAACUUACCAGUGCCUUGAAGACCUAUUUGAGAAUGAUAAUGCACCAUUUAGUUCUGACAUUAUCCCAUUGGCUUGUUGUGCUGGACUGUUUGCUGAAAAAACAGAACGACGAAAAGUCACUACAUUUUUGGACUGUGUAAAUCAAAUGUCUAGUGCUGAGUUUAGCCGUCAUUUUCGUGUUAGUGUGCAUGUAUUCCAGCAUAUUGUUGACAAACUGACCCCAAAUUUGAUCAAAGAAUUUCAUGGAGGCUAUCAACCGGUUUCUGUUGAGACACAGAUUUUGGUAUUUUUGUGGUAUGUUGCUAAUCAAAACAGUCAAAGAGAAAUAGCUUUGCUAUUUGGACUGAGUGAAUGGAGUGUUAAUACAAUUAUUCACAGUGUAGCCCAGUGCAUUUGUGAUAAAAGUGAUUGUUACAUAAAAAUGGCUAAUGCUCAGAGGGAAGUAGAAAUUUCUAAUUCAUUUUAUGAUUCAUGUGGCAUUGAUAACAUAGUGGGUGUAAUAGAUGGCACUCAUAUACCUAUUGUGAAUUGUCCUGGUGGUGAAAAUGAUUAUAUUAACAGGAAAGGAUUUCCAUCGGUACAGUUGCAGUUGGUUGUUGAUGACAAUUUAAUGAUAAUGGAUGCGUAUGUUGGAUGGCCAGGAAGCACACACGAUGCUAGAGUUUUAAGAAACUCUGCAUUCUUCAAUAAUGCAGAAACUGGAAGAGUAAUAUCUACCAGAAAAUUCAUCAUUGGGGAUGGAGCAUAUCCACUGAAGAACUGGCUAAUUACUCCAUACCGUGACAAUGGUCACUUAAGAAUCAAUCAAAGGAGAUUUAAUCGUGCCUUAUCGUCUGCUAGACAAUGUGUUGAGAGAGCUAAUGCACUUUUAAAGGGCAGAUUCAGACGUUUGCAGAAAUUGUAUUGUCAUAACAUUGAAGAUAUUUGUAAAGUAGUUCUAGCAGCUUGUGUCUUACACAAUUUAUGUAUUUUAUGUGAAGAUGAAAUUGAACAGUUCAUUGACAUGAAUCAAGCUCAGGAUGUCAACAACUAUCCCAACAUAUUUGCAAACAAUGCAGACGCUGUACAAAUUCGGGAUACCAUAGCAAAUACUUUGUAAGAUUUGAUGAUGCAGCAUACUUUUUUGUUUAAAAUAAAUGACAUUAUUGAGGGUCAAAAACAUAUUUUCAUUUUCCAUGGCAACAGUCGUUGAAAAUUCUCUGUCAUCUUUUGUUAUUAAUAGUUUCCAUGUGUAUUUUGUCGUUUAAGCAUUAUACCAACAUGAGUAUUUCUAAAGUCACACAAUGCAUUGUGUAAGAUUGUUUCAUUUUCUAUAAAGUAUCACUGUAUAUGGCCAGCAUAUAUGAAAUUAUUCAUGAUAUUCCUUUUAUCAUUUUUCUGCAGUAAAAAGUUUUAAAAAUAUAAUGG